UCGAUUAUCAUUUGUGAAAGUUUUCCCAUGAAAACAAUGAAUCUCGUCUAUUUGAUACUUGUCUCGUUUCUACCCUCAUCAGCCUUCGUCAGCUGCUCAUUUACCAAGUCUGGAAAACAAAUUCUUCAACAAAUUUUUGAAGGCGAUAAAGACAAUCACACCAAGUUCAACAAGUUUCAAGAACUUUUCAAAAAUUUCGAAGAUGAUAGUUUUUGUAUCAAUUCGCUCGGAAAUAUUGGCAAAUCUGCAUUGAAAUUUCUGUCUGAAUGCUCAUCUAACACGUGCCUCGAGCCAAACUGGGCUGUCCGUCUUAUUGAUUCACUUCCAACAAAACCACCAGGUCUUUCACGUAAAGGACCAUUCUUCUUCAUCGGAGAUUUUGAAACAUGUAAAGAACUAUGGUCGGUAGAACAUCGGCAAGUACAUUAUUGCACUUUGAAAGGAACGGUGAAACUUGGCAGCGAAACUCUUCCAGUUACAACAGGAGUCUGCCUUCCAUCAAAUUGCCAUGAAAAUCAAAUGAGUAAGUUGCUGAAUUUGGCGAAGGAGUACUUGUUCAAUGAGACGAUCCACGUGGAUUCAGUUUAUUGUUCGCAUGGCACCGACAGUACUUGGAGUGUUAAGAAACCAUUUGUACUUUUCUCAUUAUUCUUUAUCCUGGCUUUGUUGACUAUCGGAACGUUAACUGAAAAAAUGAAUCGAGACGGACUGAUCAAGAAAAGUAAUACGAAAAUGAGAAGAAUGAUUCAUAAAAAAUCGUUUGAUGUCACUCGUUCGUCAGCUGUCUCUAUCAGUGAGGACCGUUCAGACCGUGAAUCUUGUGGAUUCGACUCUUCAGGAGAGAGCGAAGAUAAUGAGUCACUUGCGAAUUCUUCAGUCAACCGUCAGUUUGCUCCAUCAAUUGCUCUAACCUACCGAACCCUGGCGACUAUCUCACUAUCGAAUUCUUUACUCGUCAACAUUUUGUCUGCAUUCUCCGUCCGUUCAAGUUUGACAUACUUGUUCCGUAAUUCAACAAGAGACGUGAAACUGGUCAACCUUUUCCGUGUAUGCAGCUCUUUUUGGGUCAUAUUCUCUCAUACUUGUCUAUUUUCUUUACAUUUCACGGAUACAAUCAGAAGUGUUGCAAGGAAAGGAGAAAGUGUGGUUGGAUGGAGAAAUUUCAUGAUGAACUCAUCAUUGGCAGUUGAUACAUUCUUGUUCUUGUCAGCGUGUGUCGCAAGUUACUCAAUUCGCAAGAAAAUUUUGUUCAGAGGAUCCAGCUCUAACUUUUCCAUUAUAAAAUGUCUGGCUCUGCUUGGUCAUAGAUGUCUGCGUCUUUUGCCAGCACUUUCUCUUUAUCUCCUUUUUAUGGGACUUGUUUACAAUCAUUUGGCUGAUGGACCAUUCUGGAAUGCAAAUGGAAUGUUUGGAACCGAAUGUAAUGUAACAACAAUCUGGCCUCAUUUUGCAUUUGUAUCGAACUUUUUCCCAUCAACGUGUGUCCCAUGGCUUUGGUAUAUUUCUCUCGAUUUUCAGCUGUAUUUGACUCUUCCAAUUGUGAUUUUCUUCCUUUCGAAAUUUCGAUUCGGUUUUACAUUUGCUAUUGUUUUAUGUAUUUUGGCAUUAGUCUACCGCAGUCUUAUGUAUGCAAUCUACACAUUACCUGCAAAUAUGUUUGUCGAAAUGUUGUCUGGAAAGUUUGAGAAAGCAGAACUAUCUUUUAAACUCCUGUACACAUCUCCACUCUCUAGAUGUCCUCCUUUCUUUUUGGGUAUUCUUACCGGUUGGUACAUUUGCCAAAUUCGUUAUCUCGGAACACUUCGGUCAAUCACAUCCUUCGGGCUGAAAAUUCUUGCAGUUUCCCUUCUUGCUUUUGCUCUUUUUGGCCCAUUCUUCUAUUCAGAGUUUUUGACAUAUCCACAUGCAAUCAGUAAUCGAAUACUUUGGGCAAGUGGACUUGCGAUUUUGGUAGUUUUGGCUCAAAAUGGGUACAAUUUUGGAGUUUUUAAAGUUUUUGGCGGGCAAACUUUGGUGGUUUUAUCCAGAUUAUCUUUCGGUGUAUAUCUUUCCCAUGAGCCAAUACUUCUGUACUAUCUAAAUUCGCUUCGUCAACCAAUGUCUCCAACAUCUUUUGGAUAUUUCAUGUUUAUCACGAUUUCCAUUUAUGUAUUGUCUCUCGUUUGUGCAUUCUUUAUUGCAAUUUCUAUUGAGGUUCCACUUUUGAAUCUCGAACGCAAGUUGCUCAUGACAACAAGAAAUAUGAAGGAAGACACGAUGAAAGACAGAAUGGAAAGACACGUUUCAUUUGGAGAUACUGAAAUUGAAAAGUAUGAAGUGGUUGAGGAAGGUGAUGUAGACGGUAAUGAUAUGGAUCCAAGUGAAAAUACAAGACAAUGGAUUGAAACUGGACAAUUGUGCUUGCAAAGAAGUGACAUUGAUAUGCUUUGUGCAAAGCAAGAAGAGAAAGCGAAUGUUAAAAUUGAAGAUGAUGAUGGGAAAACAUCCACUUCAUGUUGAACUUUAUAUUGAUAUAUAAGCAAUCUAUAAAGAUUCUAGAGAGUAAUAAAUAUAGUGAUUUGUC
This is a messenger RNA of Caenorhabditis elegans, 2563 nucleotides long. It is a transcript of the gene oac-9, whose product is annotated as Nose resistant-to-fluoxetine protein N-terminal domain-containing protein. The transcript is spliced from 12 exons. The record is from RefSeq and is marked reviewed. NCBI's taxonomy places the organism in Eukaryota, Metazoa, Nematoda, Chromadorea, Rhabditida, Rhabditidae. Bases 37 to 2499 code for a protein of 820 amino acids. Gene Ontology annotation, molecular function: acyltransferase activity, transferring groups other than amino-acyl groups.